This is a messenger RNA of Annulohypoxylon maeteangense, 1898 nucleotides long. RefSeq names its product XLF-domain-containing protein. Bases 126 to 1856 code for a protein of 576 amino acids. Gene Ontology annotation, biological process: double-strand break repair via nonhomologous end joining. The transcript has a single exon. Gene Ontology annotation, molecular function: DNA end binding. Lineage: Eukaryota; Fungi; Ascomycota; Sordariomycetes; Xylariales; Hypoxylaceae. Gene Ontology annotation, cellular component: DNA ligase IV complex; nucleus. The record is from RefSeq and is a predicted model, not a curated record.
CAACUCUUCAACUUUCGUUGCCUCACUUGCAACACUUAUUGAAGGUGAUUUCCCGCAUUCAGGGUCGUAUUAUAUCAUCUACCGAUUUCUUUCUUUGAGAUUGAUUCACUCAAUACGCCUCCGAAAUGGAUCCGGAUUUGAAAUGGCAUCCAUUGCCCACAUUUCCACAUCUCCCGGCUCUCAUGAUUUCACCGCGUUUCGCUUCUUCAUCAUAUACCUUUUACGUCACCGAUCUUGCUAGCAUAUGGGUAGAGAGUCUUGACCGGAAAGGUAUACUCUUACGGAGCUUGCAAGAGAAUACGAGCAUUGACUUAAGCGACGGCGAUCCCAAUCAAUGGUCUGUUUUUCUCUCCAAGCUUAACACUGCCUUCGAUCCUGCGCUACGGGAAGAGGAACAGGAUAGCACUAGUAUCAGUAUAUCUACGUUGUCAUCAGAUACCCAGGAUAAGGGUAAAAUCGCUCUCCACGUUACAUGUGUACUACCAGAGCCACUUAAGCCGCUUAAGUGGCCUAUCUACUUGACAAAGUGCCCUCCUGCCAGCAUCGCCUCGGAACUUGUUUUACCUCUCAUCCAAACACACCAUGCACGCACGUUAGAGAUGCAGGAUCUCAUAAUGCGGCUCAAGGACAAGGAUUCUGUCAUCACGAAAUUAGUUGACAAGUUGGAAGCCAAUCAAAUUGGACUAGAGCAUGUCUUCAACUCACUAUCUGGGAAGCGAAAACCUUCCCGCGCGUUGGCUGAAGAAAAGGUCAAAGGUCUCGCACCGUUUAAUGAAUCUGACUGGGAAUCGGGUGUCGCCGCGAGCCGGCAACUUCCUCAAGAUAUAUCAUCCCUGAUUCAAGUGAAGUUUGCAGAGACAAGAUUAUACCAUGGCAUAAACACCGAGAUGUCCUCUUCCAACCAACUUGAUGACUGGUGGACCAAGCUUGGGUCUCACGCCAUUACUGCCAUCAAACCCCAGAAAGAGUUACCGAACAGAUCCCAGGACAAGCCUUCGCAGGAUGCCAAGAAAACCAAAGAGAAAGACGACGAUGACUUCCAGAUUCAGACUCUCCCUCCUAAUCUGCAGUCGCGUAGGCGAGAACUCGGUUUGUUGAAAUCAAAUGAAGAUACCACGAAUGGUGACGAUAGCCUAGUAGAAACCUCCCAUAGCCAUCUUGUUUCAUCACAGGAGAAACCACGUUCCCGAAUUGGUGCCGUCGGUGGAAAGAGUAAGGCUAUAGAUAAUUCCUUAAGCCAAUCUUCUCACACUAUCCAUGCAGAUGACGACGAAACGCCAUCUGAGUCUGACACGGAACCGGUACUACCACAGCCCCAAACACGGCCAAACACUCGCUUAGGAAAUAUUGGAAAAUCUAAGGAGCCUUCAUCCCCUCUAACGAAGCCUCCUUCAGCAAAAACCUCGUCACCUUUGCCUCCACCUAGGGAUGACGAUGAAACACCAUCCGGCUCUGACCUUGAAGAUGAUGAUCAAGGGCCGCCUGUUUCUCGGUCCUCUCCACAAGCACCUGCGCCGUCCCCGCGAAAAAAGGCUGGACUAGGAUGCAUAGGUGGCAAAUCGAAACCCCGAGUAACCCCUGAGCCGUCUGAAGAGCCGAACAUGACAGCUUCCAAAGCGGGUGGCCCCGAAAUCGUUUCAAGUCCGGCCAAGUCCGGGGGACGAAAAAUUGGAACCAUUGGAAAGAAACCUGCAACAGAUGGGAAACGACAGCGAUCAGGAUCACCGUCAACAGCAACAGCAACAGUAGUCGAACCCGAGACUGAGGAGCAGAAGACAGGACGCAGGCGAGCCGAGCUAGCUAAGGAACUUGAACGCAAGGCGGCGGCUCCAACGAAGAAGAAAAGAAGGUUUUGAUUCAUAUUUAGGGAUCAAACUCUUGGCGUUCGUAUUGAUACC